Chironomus riparius is the source of this 2048-nucleotide messenger RNA. Lineage: Eukaryota; Metazoa; Arthropoda; Insecta; Diptera; Chironomidae. The record is from the annotation of a GenBank genome assembly.
GUGAAGUUGUAUCUGUUUUGAAAACGUGGACUAAAAUUUGUAGAUUUAAAAGUGUAAUUAAAAUGGGAAUUAAAGGAUUCUACGGCUUUACAUUGCAUAAUAUCAAAGAUUCUCACAAGAUUGUUAAUAUUACAGAAGAGAUUCUUAACGCCAAUGCUGAACGACCAAAGAUACUGAUUGAUUUGCACACAUUAAGCUACCAUUUCAAGAUAAACAAUAAGGAAUUGCUAUGUGGCUAUCAACUUAACAAAAUUAAGUACACUGCAGAUCAGUUCUUCCAGGAAUUAAAGGACUGUGGAGCUGAACUUAUCUUUGCAUUUCAAAAGGUAAAUGCAAACAAUGGAGAGUUUUUGAUACGCCGUUCUGAUGAAUAUAAAGCUGCACUUAAAUUACUUGACAACAUCCAGACUAUACAAGAGCUUGAUGAGCUAUUGGAGAACAAAAAUUUAAAUGACUAUCCGUUUAAUGUCAUGGUUAAAUUGUGCUUAAUCCAAACAGCUAAGAAUCAUGGAAACGUUUAUGGAUUCGAUUCAAUUAAACAUCCACCAUCCUUUGAAAUGGCUCAAUUUGCAACAAAGGAAAAGUGUAGUUGGAUUCUUGGCUUGAAUACAUUCAAGUUUCUACUUCCUGGCGAUUGGAAGAUUUGGUCAGACGAAAAGUUAAAUAUGGAGAAAAUGACAGUUCUUGAAAUUAAUAAGGAAGCAAUUUUGGAGUAUUUUCAAAUCAAUUAUCAUCAUGCACCGUUGUUUUUUACAUUCGCUGAGAUUGAAUGUGAGCCAGAUAUAAAGAGAAAGGUAACUUAUAAUUUUGGAUCGAUUAGCAAGUUUAAGACAGUUGCUAGAUUCGUUCGAGAUGUUCAAUUUCCAUUGACUGAAGAUUCGUAUAUUAAAAUGGCAACAAGAAUUCUCGGAGAUAAUUAUCCACCAAGCUUCAUUGAUGAUAUGAAAAAGUCGUUUGAAAAGCAUACAAUUGAUCCAAUAGAAUCAAUCAUGCCAAAAAUUGCAGAUCUUGAUGACGAUACUUUGAAGAUUAUCAAAAAUGAUUUUAUGAGCUUUGCUGAAGAAAUUUUGUUUAAUCAUAAGCCAAUAUUCUUUUCACCAGUAUUUAUGGAUCUAAACUCACCAGACAUGGAAAAUUUCAACUUAUUGGUCUUGCCAUUGGUUCAAAAGACUGCUGGAAUAUUAUUGAAAAAUUUAUCUGAUCGCGAAACUCGUGAAGUUGUUAUGCUGGAUAGUCAAGACCAGAAAUUCCAUAAAUAUCCACUUGAAAUUAUUUAUCCUGACUUUGAAGUUCCAUCACUUAAUGAUAUGUUGAAUGGAAACAUAUCAACGUUGCAAAAAAUGAAGAUGCUGUUUUGGAUAAUGGAUUUACAAUUAAGUGAUCUUAAAAUUCCAUGCAUGACAGAAGAUUUUACAGUUGACUGUAUGAUUUUAAUGUAUUUGGUAAAGAAGAACUCUUUGACAAUCUUAGAUGCACGCUGUGUCCUUAAAACGAUUGUUGAUACUCGAACACAAGCCGUUCCACUUGAAUUUUCAACAGACUAUCCAAAGAGAGUCAAUAGCAGAGCUUUGCGUAUUACAUUCCUGUACUCUAAAAUGUACCUUAUUUUAAAUUCAUGCCUGUCAUGUAUUGGAAUGAAAUACUUGUGCUCCGACUUACAAUUUGAUGGUGUUUACUUCCAAAAAAUGUAUUCAUUGAACGUUUUGGAUGAACCUGAAGAGGAUGAUGAAGAUGAAACUAUUGCUGCAUCUGCAAAUAUUGCAAAUAUUCAAGUCAAAAAGCAAAAAUCGGAAGCAAAGUUUGAAGAACCAGUCAUACCAAAUGAUAAGGAUGUCGAUCAAACAGAAUUGGUUGACUUGUUCUCAGAAAUUAUCCGAUUGUAAACAUUAAAGGAACUAAACUGAAGAAAAAUCGAAAAACUAUAUUAUGGCAAACUUUAUUUCAAGGUCUAAUGAAUGACAAAACUUGAAACCCAAGAGAAAAUUGUUUACAUUCCAAAUUAAUAAGUGAUCAACAAUCGCAAUAAAGAUAAUAAACUUAUUGUUCAA